This is a messenger RNA of Varroa destructor (honeybee mite), 7915 nucleotides long. RefSeq names its product putative E3 ubiquitin-protein ligase RNF144A-A. Gene Ontology annotation, biological process: protein ubiquitination. NCBI's taxonomy places the organism in Eukaryota, Metazoa, Arthropoda, Arachnida, Mesostigmata, Varroidae. The record is from RefSeq and is a predicted model, not a curated record. Gene Ontology annotation, molecular function: zinc ion binding; ubiquitin-protein transferase activity.
UGCGAUAACGCCACCGCUAUCGGCUUUAGAGGCCAGCGCGGUCCGAGGUCUAUUGUCUUGAUCUACUACCGCUACCACCUUCCACUAGAGUUACACCCAGGUUAUGUACGUGUCGAAAGGGAUUAUGUGUAUCAAGCGUCUGAGGGAAAAUGCGUGUUUGAGUGCUAGUUGAAGCUGUUCAAGGUGUAUGUUCCGUAUACUUCGCAUCCUGCCGGACCUAACCUAGUUUGUUGGCAUGUUUGGCAGCCAAAUUGGAGAAAGGCUAAGGUUUCCUCGGUAACUGCAUUCGGUGGUAACUGUGAUGUCGUUCGUAAAUCGUCACCCUUUACGGGCACCUCCGUCCUGCCUUCAGACGUUCCCUUGUUCCCUUUUGACUGAUCUUAGACUGGGCAAGAUAGAGGCUUCGUGUCUGUGUUUUUGCUUUGUCUCUCCGUUAUCGCUCGUUCAUUAGAAAUGCUGCUAGACGAACCAAAAGAAAUGCCUCAAAACGAGCAUCGCCAACAGUAUGGCAAUCCACACAGACUGUACAAGCUCGAAUUUUAAAGGAAUGGCAGAAUAAACAAAACGGUGCACUACCAAGUGGAACAGCAUCUGUAGCAGUCGGACGCAACGAGUGGAGAACGACGUUCGAAACCUUGAUAUUCCCAUCACUAUGUUGAGGCUGUAAUAGGUUUUGUUAACUGUGAACGUUCGUGUGACACCAAAUGCGAAUGUACAAUCGGGUGCAGCCACGAGGAGAGGGAGAAUAUUUGAGGUCGUCAGACGGCCACGCCAGGGUCAUUGGUGCUGCCGCCAGCACGAACAACAGCGGAAGCACAAGAAAUAGCAAUAGCAGUCAAUAUAAACUAUGCUAUGCGUCAUGGCCUCAGACAGGCCCCUGAAGCCUGCUGAAUAUCUUUUUCCAAGGGCUUUGCCAAGUCUCUCUAAGCUUUGGUAAUAGUUGCGAUAGCCGCCAAUCUAACAGAACAAGUAGGUAAAUCCUGAUCAUGUCUUCGCGCGCGCGUGUAGGCGUCGCAUACGUAAUCACCACAUUAUACGAAGAGAGUUUCCGUUCAGUAUUGACAGUGCGCGGUUAACAAGUAAGACAUAGAUGAGGCAGGCGGGAAGCAGGCUCAAGGCAAGAUGAACGUGUCCGUUCGGCAAAGCGCUUGUCGAAUACCCUCGUCACGUCAGAGCCAGUGGUCCUGGAUAAUCUAUGCGAAUAUCAAGAGAUAAUGUUCGAUGUCCAGCAAUAACUGAGGUCACCGAGUUCGGAUAUUGAUGCAAAAAUCUGUGGGUCAGUUGGAGAAAAACGCAACCGGCGGAGAGACUGCUAAGCAGGUGUUUCGCUUCCGAUGUCCUGUGUGAGCAACGACGAUUACGUUGAUGAAAUUAUUUAAUAGUUGACAGUAGCUAGUAGUGUUCGCCAACGGUGCUAGCGACAUUAAUGAUAGCAACUGUUAUUACGAUAAAUCAACAGUGCAAACCAAUCGCAAGCUAUAGAAAAUUUCGCGCUGCACCUAUACACAGUGGCGCAUAAUGUACAUGCAUUGUCAAACAGUGACUCCUCAACAAAGGAGUUGGGUAGUUCUCACUGGUAAAUGGUGCUCAUUAUUAAUGGUGACGGUAAUGCUAUCCUUAUGGUAUAAAAGGACACUCAAUAAGGAGAGCAGGAAACCUCUUAAAAACUAGAGCGAAUUAAAUAUUAACCAUAGAACGCUUAUGUUAAGUUGAAUAUAAAACCCGAAAUCAUCCGGAUCCUCACCAGAUAUCAAGGUCUAUCACAGAAAAAGCUAAAGGGAAGGUGAGAAUCGUCGUCAAUGAAGGCUCAGAAGGAAAAAAGGACGAACUUCGAAAAACCCAAACAAGUGGACUACGAAUGGCGGGUAAAAAUUAAACGAGGUUAAAAUUUAUUCCCAGUAUCUACAAGGCAUUUACUCUACAACUACCUCCGCCACAACGACAGAAUCCAUUUCGGAAGGAUCAACGCCGUCCGUACAACAGUGUGACACGUCUAGGAUAUUGUGAGGUGGUGGUGUUUAUAGCAAAUAUCAGUACAUAGUAAAUUAUCGUUUCCAGUGCUAACUACGAGACUGCAAAAAAAUAGUGUACUUAAUGAUUGAUAGAAUGCCGCUAUUAUCUGUGCAUACUCGUCAAUUUACGUAACAUUCCAUAUAAGGCGGCACAAAGAAACGGGAUCAAUGUGCGUCUGACAUUAAUGAGCCCGAGUCAUUAGCGUUCACGGCCUAUGCAGUGAACAUCUACGCCGUUACGUUGUUUCGGCGUCGUACGGUCACUUGCGAUGUCGCAGAGCGGGCCCGUGGCCCAUCAGUGGGCUGAUGAAGAUACGAAAUCGGGCUGGAAUUGUCUGCCUUUCAGCUGGCUUUUCCAAAGUCCCUCAGGGAAGCAGAAGUUAGCCCGAGUCCUACCGAAAAGUCAGACCUUCGUUUCGGUAGCCCGCAAGGAGGUGCGACUGCACGAACCCGUUGCGCGAUCACUGUCGGCAAACGACGUGCCUACCUCGGACGCGGCUGUCGCCAAUCUAUGCCAGCUGUGCUUGUGUGUCGUCAGCUUGAAACGCUGUAUGAGACUUGAACCGUGCGCCCACUCGUUUUGUGUCGAAUGCCUUGAGCAGCACGCUGUCGUGUGCGUACAAAAUGGCCGGGCAUCGGUACCAUGUCCGCAUACCAACUGUGACAUGGACCUGAGAGAGCCACAGGCCCGUCUCUUACUAAAAAAUCAGCCGAGGCUUCUCGAACGCUGGCAAACACUUCUUCUUAAUGAACAGAUCACGCGUGACCCCCUACGAAUGUUCUGUCCAGGUCCGUCUUGUGAAAACGUCUGCGAUCUGCCCAAACCCACCGUAGACCCGUAUGGUCUACAAUGUUCAAAGUGUCGAUACACGUUCUGUGUCGUGUGUCAGGAUGCGUGGCACCCGCUAAAGGAUUGUGAUCAGGCUACAAUCCUGCAUAACCUCCUACAGGAUAUACAAGGUAUCAAGCGAUGCCCACACUGUAGCGUAUUAAUUGAACGCGAGGAUGGAUGUGCGCAAAUGCUGUGCAAAAACUGUCGUCAUGUUUUUUGCUGGUUUUGUCUCGCUUCACUCGACGACGAUUUUCUACUACGUCAUUACGACCAUGGACCGUGCCGCCACAAACUUGGACAUUCGAGAGCCUCCGUUAUGUGGCACAGGACUCAGGUGCUCGGUAUCUUCGCGGGGUUUGGUUUCCUGGUGCUGCUUGCCUCCCCGUUACUCAUUUUGGCAGUACCUUGCAUUCUGGGCGGGAAAUGUGGGGCUCGCUGUGCAACCUGUGCCACUUCGGGUCAAGGUGACGCCGAUGACACUGCGAAUAAGCCACCUCCGCCACCUGCCGCUCUCUGAGGCAGCAGGCAGGUUGAUCAGCUGUCGAAAGCACAGUUUCCAUUGACAUCGCUGUGACAUCCUACAAGGACAAUAAUAUCCCAAUUGACAGCAAACAACGAACGAGAGGCGUAGUAGAACGUGAGAGACAAAAAAAAAAAAGUUUAAUUUUUAAGUUAGAGAUGUCGCGUUUUAUUGCUCCGUGGAAUCGACUGUAGAAACAACUUGACGACACCGUCUCUUUCCUCAGUUAUAAAAUCCACCACCUUUGACCGACUCAGAAACGGUUUCAAUAUUAUAUUUCUCCGAAAAUUUCAUAGGCGGAGUCGGUUCGUUAAGAGUUGUUAGGAAGUUUGUCUCAGUCAGCGAGAAAGUUACUCUACGCCAAUAGCUGUUUGAAUUUCCGUGAUUCUCACUUGCUCCAUGGUAUGGUGUAGCUAGACUGUCUAAAAUCGGUGAACAGUUUAGAGUUCUUCCUCGUUGUUAUGCUGGGCCUUAUGCGUACGACCUGCAGGAAAUGUUUGAUGGUGGGAGUUAUCGAAAGGCGCCACAGCAGGUAUCGACAAGCAGACAGAUGUGGUCAUUCCCAGUAUCAAUGGCGAAAAGUAGGAGCGAAAAAAAAGUUACUAAACGUAACACAGUAGUAGCUACAAGUAACAUGCAUAGGCAAAACUUGAAGGAGCCUCAAAAGUACUGGCAAAAGGAUCGUAUAAAUAAGAGUUUGAUGUCGUAUCGGAUGCAACAAGCUAACUAACAGCAUUCGCCACCCAGAUGAAUCCGGAAACCAGAACGGUUCAGGACUUUGUAAUCAUCAACUUUUGCAGAAACGAAAUACCUCGGGAGUUUACUCCCGCCCACCUCGCAAAGACAUUGCUUGUUGGCCAUCAUGAUAGGUUCAAAGAUAACUUCACUACGAAUUCAUCUAUUUAUUACUACAUGCUAUCUAGGACAAAAGCGUCCAGAUGAAGUUCACACCUUAAAACGAAAGCUUCAGGCGAAGUCGUGCCGCUAAAAGUGUUCGACAGUUAGCAGCUCCUAAUGCUGUUAACUCUCAAAUCCACGCCUUCAAUGAUCGUUUAUUUUAUAUGCCCAUAACUGGAUUCAACCUCAGCCGCUAUCAUUGUCAUCUGCCUAUAAAAGUAAAACAAGCGUAUCUACAGGUAUACCGAUCCACUCUAUGAAACAGCCUCAUUUUGGACUUCAUCUGCAUGAGCAGAGGGAACUUCACUAGGAGUUAUACGUAAAGCAGCUACAUCGAGACUUCAUUGAAUUGCUCAGAUUUUCAGAAAUGAAGUUUGUUCAUCAUCACUUCGGGCUUUCAUGUCACUUACAGCUCGUCUUCCCUCUUUGUUUAUCAUUAGGUGAGAAAAAAAAUUUCAACUUUCGAAUAAAGUCGUCGAUGCUACUACCCACUAAGGUUAGGCCCCAUUCCGAUGUCCUAGACACUAUUAUUGUAUGCGAUGCAAAUAUUUGCUGGCUUGCGAGAAAACGCUUUGUCAACCUCACAGCCCAUCCUCUAUAAUGAAGGAUUGUGUCGGUUGCGAAUAUAUAAUAAUUCAUAGAUUAGGCUGGAGUAUACUAUGAUACAGGGGAUGCAUUAUACAAAUAGCUGAGGCACAGAGCAACAAAACUUAGGACGACAUCUCUUUUUAGAUAAAGGUUAAUGUCAAACUCCCGUUUACGGGUACAGGGUCUCUCACUUCCGGCUAUUUUCAGCGGUAGCGUGGAGUUUAGGCCAGCUUUUUCUAACUACAAUGUUACCCCCAGUAAAUUAACUCUUUUUUUUGGCCCCGGAAGGCUAAUUGAACAGACCCUUUAGGUUAUAGUAAACAAAAUGUAUUGGGCAACACAACAUUUCUAUGCAACACUGGCCGGACUGCACCAUUCUAUAUUUAGAUUCCCAUAAAUUCUCUCUUGCGUCAACCAGUUGUUUUCAAUAAUACUUUACAGGUAUCUGGCCUUAACUAGAUGGGUAGCGUUUGUAUGUUCUAAUACCGUCCGCAUACGUCAUGAUCUAUAUGUAUUGUGGUAAUAGUUGCAGCUCACGGCAAUUGCUCUGUUUGAAAAAUUUGUUUGAUUUCCUGGAUCCAGCUACCCUCUCAUUUGCUAUCAUAUGACGCACACAUAACGGCGUACAAUUAUAACGGCUAAAUGCAGUACGUCAUAUAACCUCUGCCUGUGAGAAGACAUUUUGCAUGUGUGUGUAUGUCAACGUAGAUUCUCAGAUGCUUUGCUAUCCGCCCACCAGCAACAUUCUGGCUGGUUGUAGCGUGUUGUACAGAACAGAUUAUACAACAGAUAAAGCAGAACCAGUAGAACAAGUAAUCUUUAGAACAUUGGCCGGUCUCUAUAUGUACCCUGCAAUAUCUCACGUAGGGAACUAGCCGUUACUCAGCGGUUGGCAUUAGUCGAGUCAUUAAUACAAUGCCCAAAAGGAUCGAUAUGCUCGCAUAAGGGUGCGAUCUGGUGGUCAGUCCCAAUCAUUACGUAUCGUAACGAAGGAAAGAUAAGCCAAUAGCGGUUAGAAGAGGUGGUAAAAGAUAGACGGACAGAUCAAGCAGUCUUUUUUAGAUUGAAAUCUGGACAAAAUGAGAAAAAUAAUAUUAAAGAAAGUGUAAGAAACAAGGGACAAACAUGUACAAUACACGUUGAAAGGGAAGGUACGCGAGAUGUAGUUUCGAAAAAAAUAACUGGUAAUCAGAUGAAAAUAACAGGUUCGUUACGAUAGGAACAAAAUCAGACAAAAGGGAAAGAGUCGUUAAAUUUUGUAAGGGUCAUGUCCGGGACUAUGCAUAUCACUCUAAUUUACAAACUGAGCUAAAAGUAAGCACAAAUUAAGAGAUGCGAAACUGAUGUAUGAAUCAAUAUUUGCCGCCGUUUGCAUUGCCCUUGGCAUUUCAUCAAUGAAAAGCACAAUCGAGUUUACGCGAAUAUGACAAACCCAAACAAAGCUGACCCCUCUAGUUGGGAAAAGGGAACACCGAUGAAUUUCAACGGUAUAUGUAAUAUAUGACCGCGAAAGACAAAGAGAGUUAUACAAUAAUAAUAAUAAGAUAACGAUAGCCGAAAUAUAUAAUAGCUGCUUUUUUUGAGGGGUGGAAGGGCGGCAAAAUGCUAAACGCGAGAAAAUAAACGUAGAGCUACCCAGAAAGCUUGCCCUGCUAGCUUCUUAUGAAAAAGGUGGCAUGCAGAAAGCAGAGUUGAACGAGUGAGUUUUAUACACAGUGGCUAUUGUGGCUACCUUUUAAUGGUUCUUUCGUCAAAUAUACAUUAUAUACACAUACAGUACAGAUAUGUAAAGCUAAUUAAUGAUAAAAAUUACCACAUAAGCCAAGUUGUAGACUAGUGUAAUGGAACGGACAAAGCUCGUGCUGGAAGUGAUAAGACCGCAGAGAACUCACGAAACGGAAUAACUAGCUUCAUACACAAUGGCGAUAGGAAAGACACUACGAAUCGCUGCGAGUGAAGAAGAAUCAAUAUGAAGAAAAAUGAAGAUUAGCGAACUCGAUAUUAGCGUUUUCGGAUGAUUACACGAUACCACCGUUAGACCCGUUUUCUAUUUCAUUCCGACUUGUUUCACAGACCUUGUCGCUUUCUAGCCGAAGACUCGAUGCGAUCAAUACCACAUUGCCAUCCAGUACACAGUGCACAGAACGAGAUUUCUCCCUUUUAACUGCAAAGAUGUCGCGGUGCAGGGUAUUUAGUUGUUGCGUACCGAACGAGAAUAAAGGUUUGUCCCUUCCAAAGCACAUUUUUCUACCGAGUCAAAGAAGAGCACAAACGGAUACAGUUAUAUAUGAACAAUGAAAUCCACCGCCAUUUCCAAUCUAGUUUGAUCACAGUUCGUAUCCAAUGAUGGAUGGGGACGUUGACGAUUCAUCGGAAACCAAGCGUCUACCGUAAUGUAAAAUUUCUACGAUUCAAAUUGAUGUGACGACUCCAAUUCGGUAAUACUGUAGAUAAUGAUGAUGAUUUCUACUUGAGUAAAACGUUCUAUAUUUGAGUAAUCUCGCUUCAUUCCUUCAUGUGCGGAACCGUCUGGAAGGGUAUGGGACGACGGCGAGCCUGUACGAAGAUGUGUGAAUGAACGUAACGCUUUGAACACUUUUCGGCCGUGUUCUACUCCAGUCUUCAAUGAAAGCGUACGAAACAGACUUACAUGCUUGUGAAGCGUGAUUUUUGUCACUAAACGAAUAUUAGUUUAGAUAUAGAUCAUGAAGAUUACGACGACGACGACGACGACGACGGCGGCGGCGGCGGCGGCGGCGGCGGCGGUGGUGGUGAUGAUCAUUGUGACGAUGACCAUAACUAUGAUAAAAAUAUAACAUCUUCUUGUUUAUAGCGUGUGCGCCCAAUGCUUAGUGCAAUUAGGAUGUUAUAAUAGUAGGGGCUUAGCCAAGUGGUGCAUACUAUGAAAUCAUGCAUCAACUACCAUUAUCAAUAGUAUUAUACACAAAACAUGAAUGAUAAAAAUAUAUAAGCCGAUAUUUGUGUAACUCAACAGCUUUCAGGUGUUGUUUAGUUUUUUUUUUGUUGUUGUUGUUUAUGCUUCUGCUAUCGUUGUACUAGUAACAA